Messenger RNA from Histoplasma capsulatum G186AR, 396 nucleotides. RefSeq lists its product as uncharacterized. NCBI's taxonomy places the organism in Eukaryota, Fungi, Ascomycota, Eurotiomycetes, Onygenales, Ajellomycetaceae. The record is from RefSeq and is a predicted model, not a curated record. Bases 1 to 396 code for a protein of 131 amino acids. The transcript is spliced from 2 exons.
AUGCGAGAAAAACUCGCGAACAGGAAACAGAAGAAAGCGAUUUUGAACUUGACGAAGCAGACGACGUUGGACGCUGGGGAUGCCUGGGAUGCCGGAGAUGAAGCAGAUGAGGUCACCUGCUCUCUGUGGAGCGGAUUCGAUAUAGAUAGAGAGAUGGAAUUCGGUAUUGGUCUGCAAAAAGCGGGAAAGAAAAUGAAUAAAAACGGUGUGCUUGGGGAUGACGAGAACAGAGAGCAGCGGCAAGAAAUCAGGCGCAAGAACCGGGGGAGAUGGCGGAAUGGACGGUGGUAUAUAAGCUCUGUUCUGCUAUACAGACACUCGCAGUCCGCUUGCUGCUGGAGGAAGAGAAGAGGACUCACGUGGCGACGGCGGAGGAGGAGGAGCCUCGCUUAUUAA